Messenger RNA from Vicia villosa (hairy vetch), 1449 nucleotides. RefSeq lists its product as uncharacterized. The transcript has 3 exons. NCBI's taxonomy places the organism in Eukaryota, Viridiplantae, Streptophyta, Magnoliopsida, Fabales, Fabaceae. Bases 1 to 1449 code for a protein of 482 amino acids. The record is from RefSeq and is a predicted model, not a curated record.
AUGAUUUCAAGGUUCAAGAGAUUAUUCUCUAACGCAAACGACGCAAAUAACCUUAGAUGGCAUGCAGAAGAAAGAAAAUGUGAUGGAAAAAUCCGCCAUGUAGCUGAUUCUUUACAAUGGAAGAAAAUAGAUUCUUUGUUUCCAAAUUUUGGCAAAGAGUCGAGAAACCUUAGACUUGGACUUUCUACUGAUGGAAUGAAUCCGUUUGGUAAUCUAAAUACUAACCAUACUUCUUGGUCUAUUCUUCUGAUGAUUUACAACCUAUCUCCUAGGUUGUGCAUGAAGCAUAAAUAUGCGAUGUUAUCCAUGUUGAUUUCGGGCCCAAAACAACCAAGAAAUGACAUAGAUGUUUAUCUAAGUCCACUAAUCGAUGAUUUAAAAGUGUUGUGGGAGGAAGGGGUGGAUGUUUUCGAUGCACAUUCUGGUGAACAGUUCAAUAUGCGUGCCAUGUUGUUUUGCACCAUCAACGAUUUUCCGGCAUAUGACAAUUUGUCUGGGUAUAAAGUUAAAGGGCAUAAAGCGUGUCCUAUAUGUGAAAAAGACACAUGUUACCAUCAGCUUGAAAAAGGAAAUAAGACUGGCAUUACUGCUGUUUUUGGAAAGUACCAAAAGCGGCCUAUUGUGAAUAAUAUAUGGAAAAAGAGGUUGGUUUUCUUCGAUCUUCCAUAUUGGUCUAGUCUUGAGGUAAGACAUUGUAUUGAUGUGAUGCACGUGGAGAAAAAUGUAUGUGAUAUUGUAAUCAGAACACUUCUCAACAUUCAAGGCAAGACAAGGGAUGGUAUUAAUGCUCGUCUAGAUUUGGGUGUGAUGGGUAACAAGACGUAUUUGCCUCCUGCCUGCUACACUUUGUCGAAAAAAGAGAAAACAAGUUUUUGUGAGUGUUUAGAAAGUAUCAAAGUGCCGCAUGGUUACUCAUCAAAUGUCAAGAGGCUUGUAUCGGUUAAAGAUCUCAAAUUAGUUGGCUUAAAAUCUCAUGACUGUCAUGUCUUAAUGCAACAACUACUAACAGUGGCUAUUCGUGGGAUAUUGCCUAACAAUGUUAGGAAGACUAUAACUAGGUUGUGCCUGUUUUUCAAUGCAAUUUGUUGCAAAGCCAUUGAUCCAUUAAAGUUAGAAGAUUUGGAAAAUGAGGCUGCAGUUAUCUUGUGCCAAUUAGAGAUGUUUUUUCCUCCUUCAUUUUUUGACAUUGUGGUUCACUUGAUUGUUCAUCUAGUAAGGGAGAUUAGAUUAUGUGGUCCAAUUUUUUUACGGUGGAUGUAUCCAAUAGAGCGAUACAUGAAGAUCCUAAAAGGGUAUACCAAGAACCCACACCGUCCGGAAGCAUCGAUUAUUGAGAGGUAUAUUGCAGAAGAAGCAAUUGAGUUUUGUUCUAACUAUUUGUCGGAAGUGAAUGAUGUAGGGGUUCCCAAGUCUCGUCAUGAUGGAAGAUGUGAGGGUGUGGGUACAUAA